Drosophila obscura is the source of this 4452-nucleotide messenger RNA. RefSeq lists its product as uncharacterized. Gene Ontology annotation, molecular function: protein binding. The record is from RefSeq and is a predicted model, not a curated record. NCBI's taxonomy places the organism in Eukaryota, Metazoa, Arthropoda, Insecta, Diptera, Drosophilidae.
UGUCAAGCAAUUAUGCGACCAUUUGGCCAUUUGUUGGCUCUGCAAAUCUUGAAAGCAAAUAUCUCUCGCAGAUCAGCUAAUGAUCAUCACGAUCAUUAGAGCCUGGCCAAUCGAUUUGCCUCAACCACGUAGCAUGCGUCUCUUCAAAACGCGCAAAUCCACGGACACCUACAGCACAUUACAGCAGCAGCAGCAGCAGCAACAGCAGCGGCCUCUUCCCGGAGACAGCAGCAGCAGCAGCAGCAACAUUUAUCCAAGCAACAGCAACACACGUGCAACAUGCAACAACCGAUUGAACAAGAGCAUUGUGAGCAGCACCGCGAUAUCCUCAUCUCUGCCUGAUCUGCACGACAAGUCGCCCGUGAUGAUCCUCAGCUGCACCACGCUGGCCAGCAAUGGGGCGGUGGCCACCGCAACGGCCACUGCAACAUCGGCCACAUCUGGCGGCAAUCUGCAACAGCAGCAGCAGCAGCAGCCGUUACGCACGGCCACGCCCACAUGUCUAUUAAGUGGACGCCAGACCCCAUCGGGCAUAUCGGUGAUGUCGCUACAAGAGGCCAACACCUUGCACCGUCAACAGCAUCAGCAGCAACAGCAGCAGCAGCCCACAAUCUAUGUGCCCAUGCCCCAAAAGUUGGGUAACUCGUCGGCCACACUCCUCCUCAGAUACGACAGCAGCAACAGCAUUGCCUCCAUCCAGCAGCAGCAACAGCAGCAGCAACAUCAUGCCGCCCAGUACCAGCAAUAUGUGGCACAGCGACUGCACGCGGCCUCCAGCAGCUGCCUGUACGAGAAGGGGGCGGUAGGAGGAGGAGCAGGAUCCGCAGGCAGCCACAGCAGAUCCCUGACGCCGAAUGGUCACCUGCCCGACUACAAACUGGUCACAGCCGUGCCUGUUGUUGUCCUGGACGAUGAGCAGAAGCCCGGAUCUAUUCCAGUACCCGAAAUGAGCCGCAAUAAAAACAGCAGCAGCAAUGACGUCAGCAGCAGCAGCAGCUCCACGACCGGCUCCCUCGCCAACACCACUCGGAACGUGUUCACCUGGGGCAAGCGCAUGAGUCGCAAACUGGAUCUGCUGAAGCGGAGCGAUUCCCCCGCGUCGCACAAGUCGCACACCGAUCUGCGCAGCCUCUUCCACUCGCCAACGCACCACAAGAGCAGCUCCGCCGGCCCGGGCUCCAGCUGCAGCUCGGCCAAGGCAUCCCCGUCACCCACUGGCGGCUAUCAGAGCAGCACUUUGAAGAAAUGCAAAUCGGGACCCAUUGAGACCAUCAAGCAGCGUCAGCACCAGAAUCAGAAUCAGCUCCAGCAACAGCAGCAGCAUCAGCAGAAUCAGUCUCCGCAGGAUGGCACCCAGAGCGCCCACUCCACGCCCACGCACCAGGCGCAUUACCAGGCGGCGGCACGCCCACAGAAGGCCCUGAAGAACUUCUUCCAUCGGAUCGGGUCGACGGGCAUGCUGAAUCAUCGCUCGCACAACCUUCUGAAGGCCUCGGAGGCGGCACAGCAGGCCGUCCCGGCAGCGACGACGCUAUACAGGAGCAGCUCCACCAGCCAGUUGUCCAGCUCCUCCUACAUCAAGUGCGACGAUCCCACCGAGGGCCUAAAUUUGCAGCGGGAGCAGAGGGAGCAGCGUGAGCAGAGACUUCCCCGCAUCGCCAGCCUCAAGUCCAGCAGCUGCGACGACAUCGCCAAGGUGAGCAGCUGCCUGACGGCCAGCAGCAGCAGCGGCAGUGCCGCCGUCAGCCUGGGCUCUCCUCCCAGUGGAGGAAGUGCAGCGGUAGGCACAGGGGCUGGGUCCGCAGCAUCAGCCGGCGGAUCCGGGGGCCAGCAGGAUGCCUCGCGUCGCGGGGCCUUUCCCUACGCCUUUCUGCGCUCCCGUCUCUCGGUUCUGCCGGAAGAGAACCACGGCUCGGGUGCGGGGCACCUGAAGCACCAGCAGCAGCAGAUGGAGCGGCGCGAGCAGCUGCACCAGGAGAUAGUCACCAUCCUCAGCAGGUCGCCGCUGCCCCACAGAAGCUCCCCCGAGCAGCAGAUGAGCAGAGCAGAUGUGUCGCGGAACGACAGCAUCACGUCCAAGGACUGGGAACCACUUUACCAAAGAUUAAGUAGUUGUCUGAGUUCGAACGAGUCCGGCUACGACAGCGACGGGGGUGUGGGCGGCGGCGUCCGGCCGGGCAAUAAUCUGAGCAUCUCCGGCGGAGAUACGGAAUCUAUUGCCUCCGGCACCCUCAAGCGCAACUCGUUAAUCUCGCUCAGCUCCUCGGAGGGCGUGGGCAUGGGAUCUGGAUCGGGAUCGGGAUUGGGAUCAGGUCUGCGGAACAGCAGCAUCUGCAGUGCUCCCGUUUCGCUGGGCGGCUACAACUACGACUACGAGACGGAGACGAUACGCCGCCGCUUCCGGCAGCUGAAGCUGGAGCGCAAGUGCCAGGAGGACUACAUCGGAAUCGUCCUCUCGCCCAAGACGGUGAUGACCAGCAGCAACGAGCAGCAGUAUCGGUAUCUCAUCGUGGAACUAGAGCCCUACGGCAUGGCCCAGAAGGAUGGUCGCCUUCGGCUGGGCGAUGAGAUUGUGAAUGUGAAUGGAAAGCAUUUGCGGGGCAUCCAGUCCUUUGCCGAGGUGCAGCGCCUGCUGAGCAUCUUCGUGGACAACUGCAUCGACCUGGUGAUAGCGCACGACGAGAUCACCACGGUCACCGACUUCUAUACCAAAAUCCGCAUCGAUGGGAUGAGCACACAACGCCACCGGCUGAGCUAUGUGCAGCGCACCCAGAGCACGGACAGCCUGACCAGCAUGCAAAGCCUCCAGCUGCAGCAGGAGGGCAGCAGGCGGGAGGACGGAGAGCGGCAAGGUGGCGAGGACCAGUGCGACGCCCGAUCGAUGGCCAGUGUGAGCACACUGCCCACGCCGAUGCCCCUGAUGCAGCACCGCCGCAGCUCCACGCCCCGCCACUCGCUGGACGUGAGUGCAUCCGAGCACGAGCUGCUGCGACGCCGGGCACGCAGCUCCUCAGGUCAGCGCUCUAGCUUGGUUCUAACACCGACACCGCUCUUUAACAGCCACGGACACGGCAGCAGCAGCAGCUGCUCCUCCUCCCCUAACCACCGGGCGAGCGAUAAUCCCGACGAGAACGUGUCCUACACGCCCGUCUACGCGAAUCGAGCGGCGAGCGUGUGCGUGGCCUCCUCGCUGGCGGACGACGAGAAGUGGCAGCUGCUGGCCCGCAAGAGGUGCUCGGAGGGCGCCGCUCUGCCACCACCCGGGUCUCCCGGUGCCCCCCAGCAGUUUGGCCAGCGCACCCAUUACGCCCGCAACUCCAUUAACUUGGCCAACUCGCAUUACCGCUCGCUGCGGUUCGCUCACUCGCGGCUCAGCUCCUCGCGGCUGAGCCUGUUCAUGCAGACGCCGCCUAACAAUCUAACCGAGGGAGUGGGAGUCCCCUCAAGCCCCCCAACAACAACAACAACAACUGAUCUCACUAAUACCCAGACGCAGCAGCAGCAGCAGCCGCAGCCGCAGCCGCAACAACACCAAUCACUAUACAUCAAGCACACGCCAAAGAGCGUCUCACUAUUCUCGCCUAAUCCAUAUGUUAAUGCCUCAUCCUCACCAGCCUCGGUAUCAGCGGCAGGAUUGGGAGCAGUAGUCAAUUCCGGCUCAUCUCUGGCACCGCCUGCCGCCGCACUAAUGCAUCAUCGUCCAUCGCUGCCGGUGGCCAAGCUAACCAUUCGCGACGAGGAAAUGGCCGAGGUCAUCCGAGCCUCCAUGAGCGAGGGCAGUGGUCGCUGUACACCCAAGAUCAUUACAUUCUUCAAGGGUCCAGGGCUGAAGUCCCUGGGCUUUAGCAUUGUGGGAGGACGCGACUCGCCCAAGGGGAACAUGGGCAUCUUUGUGAAGACAGUUUUUCCAUCGGGUCAGGCUGCGGACGAUGGCACCUUGCAAGCGGGCGAUGAGAUCGUGGAGAUCAAUGGCAACUCUGUGCAGGGCAUGAGUCACGCCGAAACCAUAGGGCUAUUCAAGAAUGUGCGAGAGGGCACCAUUGGGCUGAAGAUCUUGAGAAGAAAGCUGCAGAAAGCUAAAUCGAUGGGCACGUAGGGCAUGCACCCUGCCCUUCGAAUCACUAGUUGUUAGCUAAUCCGUGGAAUCCCAUACCUGGAAUACCUGAUUGUGGACAACCUGCUUUGUUUAACCAAGUUAAAUGUAAAUUUCAGCAAUUAAGUGAAGCCUUCUUUUUUUGUUAUCGUACAAAGAACUAUCCAUAUAGAUGACUCUUAUUUUGUAGGUACUAGAAUCCCAUAAACGUAGCAUGUAGGCAAUUGUAUGGAGUUACAAUCUAAAAUUAUUACUUACCAAGACUAUGCUAAGCUUCGAAACGUUGUACAAGUUCAUGAAUAUAAAUAUAUUUACUCUAUAAGCCGACAAUUAUUGGAGCUUCCCAUAUACCACAUCCU